This is a messenger RNA of Heterobasidion irregulare TC 32-1, 824 nucleotides long. RefSeq lists its product as uncharacterized. NCBI's taxonomy places the organism in Eukaryota, Fungi, Basidiomycota, Agaricomycetes, Russulales, Bondarzewiaceae. Bases 422 to 589 code for a protein of 55 amino acids. The record is from RefSeq and is a predicted model, not a curated record. The transcript has a single exon.
AACGCGAUAACAACACGAUAAGUCUAUUUGAGUUCAGAGGUCAACGACGUAAAGACGACGAGAGGGGGGGAAUAAAGCUUCCACAGGGCUAGAUAAAAACGCGCGUGCGCACAGGGGGUGUACACUGCAGGCCGGCGAAGCUUAGCUUGUAACAGGAUAAAAGUCAGCGAAGAAGGAACAAUGUGCGGUAGUAAGGGUGGGAGGAAGUCAAAAAAAAACCCCCAAGGUAACAGCGAAGCGUGCCGCGCACGGAAAGCAAUAGAAAACAUCCUGGAAUAGCACGCGCGACGCGCGGAGCACAUCCUCCUCCGUAUAGAACACACAGCCGGGAUCUCUGGGCGCCGACAGGGCGGCACGGGGAGAUAUAGAGAUAUAGAGAGGAAAGAGAACGAGGGGGAAAGGCGGGGCUUCCUGAAUAUACAUGUCUUUUCUUCGUUCGUGCGCUCGGCGGUGGUGGGGCGAGCGCGUGUGGGUGUGGGCGCGGGUGCGGGGGUGGGCAUGGGCGUGGGCAGUCGCACCGUCCGUCCACGAGCGCUCGGGCCCGUUCGUCUGCGCGAAUAAAAGUCGUGAAGUAAUAAGUAAGGUAUAGCGAGAGGGGCGGUCGUGGGAGCGUUUGGCGUGGCGGCGUGAGGUGUCGGGGCCGUCGUGAGGUAUCGCAUGCGGGCGUGGAGGGGAGGGGGGGUGUCAGGCAGGGAGGUGGAGAGGUGGAGAGGUGGAGGUGGAGAAGGGAUGCGAGGUAUGCGAGGUAUGUGUGGAGUGGAGUGGAUGGGUGGAUGGGUGGCCGGACGAGACGAGGCGGGACGGGACGGGGCGAGGCGAGGCGG